AAGAAAGAAAAAAUCAAUUAAUGUGCAGAAUAAAUUGUCAAUCGUGUCAAAUUUUUCAAGAAAAAGCUUGAUUAGGCAUACUAAAAAAUAAAUAAUAAAAGACAUUAACAAUAUUUAAAAAUAUAUUUAUAAAAAAAAAAAAUUUAGAAAGACUGAAUUGCAUGUAAAAUUUAUUUUUAUAAGCAAACGAACAAAACAUGAAUCGCCGUUCUCGUAGCAUCUCGCCACGUCGCUAUCGUAAUGGCACUAACAGCGGCGGAGGAGGAGGUUAUCGUCGCUAUAGCAGAUCACGGUCCCGUUCAAGAGAACGUAGUCGCGACCAAAGCCAUCGUAGACGAAAUUCACGAUCACGUAGUCGCGAUCGCAAUUAUCGUCGUGGAUCCAGCAAUGAAAAAGAUCUUUACCGUGAUAUUAUUAAUUCAGACUACCAGGAUGACCGAACUUACGGCUACUCCCGAGGAGGCAGUAGUGGAAGUUAUCGAUCUCGUAAUGAUGACAACUACAAUGAUGACCGCUGCGGAGAUAAUUACGGCUGGAACGAAAGAUCUCGGGACAAAAGUAGUAAAGAUUAUGACCGUGACUAUGAAAGGGAUAGAAAGCGUCAGAGUAGCAGCAAUAAUGGCGGAGGCGGUGGAGGGGGAAGGCGGUAUAAUUCUACGGAACGAGAUCGUGACAGUGACGAAAGUGACGAUAACAUUAGCGGUCAUUUUUAUAAUAAGACACCUUCAAAUACAAUAAUCGUUUUGGGUCUGCAGUCACAUAUCACCGAAGCUGACAUUAUGAGCGCUUUAAUACAAAUGGGAAUGUCAGCUGCUUCUAUACGUUUAAUACGUAAACGCACUACAGGUGCAUCACGUGGUUUUGCAUUCGUCGAGUUUAAUACGGUUGAUGAAGCUGCACAUUGGAUGGAUUUAACUCAGGGUUCACUACAGUUACAGGAAACUUGUCGAGCUACGUUACAGUACAGUCACUCGCGGGAACAGUCGGGCAAAUCGAAAAGCCACGCUACCGAUUGGUAUUGCGGCAAGUGCGGCGUUUUUAAUUUUAAAAGACGUGACAAUUGCUUCAAAUGUUGUGCAUCACGUGAAGAGAGCGAACGCGGCGGAGAAGGUAGCGAUGAAGUUAGCAACAUCCUCACGAAAAAAAUAAUGCUACGUAAUUUGGAUGUGCUAACCAACGAGGAAGGAGUUUUAACUGCCAUACAGUUGCAUGCUCCCGAAUUGGCUAAACGGAUUAGCAAAGUCCUAAUAAGUCGUGAUGCACUCACGCAAACAUCCAGAGGAAUAUGUUAUUUGCACUUUGAGACUCUCGUGGAUUCAAUGAGCCUUCAUAAUGCUCUAAGUACGUUAGAACCACCGCUGAAAAUAGACAAUAGAGAAAUUAUAAUAACAUAUUGCAUUGAUCAUGAAAAUCGCCAAAUUGUACCUAAGAAGGGAGGAGACUCGUCUAUAACAGCGAACAUGUCUUCUAGCAGUAACUCAGCAAAUGCUAGUGGUCUUAUGGGUCCUUUGACGGCAGCUGAAAUGGCGGCUUCCACUUCAGGAGGUUCAGUUGUGGGCGGUCAAUAUACCGUUGCCGAUGUUCCACGCUUGGCCGAAUAUAGUGCUUCCGUUUACGCUACUACUCCAGCUGAACAUGCUCAUUAUUUGCAAUAUUAUACAGAAUAUUAUAUGUCAGAAAUUAGCAAAGGUUCGUUCGGCAAUUUACCCACAGAUGCUCAAAUGACUGAGGCCAAUUCUGGAGCAGCUGUCGCUCUAUCUGCUAUCCAGCGGAAGCAAAAGAAAAUGAAUAGUAUUGAAACUACUGCCACAGCUGCGGCGGCGGCUGCUGCUAGCGCGGCAGCAGCUGUAAAAGCUUCACUAGCAGCCCGUUCUGUUGUAACACCUAGAGGAAAUGAUGGAAAAGUUUAUCCCACUCCCGAUGUAUCCUUGUACCAAUAUGAUGAGACGUCCGGUUAUUAUUAUGAUCCUACAACAGGUCUUUAUUACGAUGCCCAUUCUCAAUAUUAUUACAAUAAUGAGACAGGAGCCUACCUAUAUUGGGAUCAACGGAAGAGCACGUAUGUCUUGGCAACCCCUGCAGCAGCAGCAGCCACCGUUCAAGAUGUUGUAAAACAAGAAACUAACGAUGAAGCGAAAGCUUCUUCUCCCUCUACAAAUAAUACUGAUGAUGACUUAAAUAAAAAAGAGAAGAAAGAUGUUCAUAAACAUGAUAAGGUAAAAGUCGCUAAAAAGAUUGUGAAAGACAUGGAAAAGUGGGCAAAGCAGCUGAAUCAGAAAAAAGAUUAUACUGCUGUAGCUACACCCCAACCAAUACUUGCUUCGAAAAAUGAUGAUGUCUUGAAGAUCUCUUCUACGAGUGGCGCCUCCACUUCCGCUAGCAGCGGUUACGCAGACGUUGGUUUUUCCAUUUUGGAAAAGAAAAGCACAAAAUUAGCUGGUAAUUUUAUGUCACCAGUACAUGAAGCCGUUAAUAAUAAAAUUAUACCAGCUUAUGGUUCAGAUUCAGAAGAAGAUAAUAACCUGCCAGCCGGACCGAAAUCAAACUCUACUGCUUCAGCGGACACGGCUAGCGAAAAAGAUUAUGUAGACUUUCAAAAACUUACCUGUUUAUUAUGUAAAAGAGCUUUUCAGUCUUUGGAUAUUUUACAAAAACAUUUGAAAAUGUCAAAUUUACAUAAAGAGAAUUUGGCCAAACACAAUAUGGAACGUGGCUUUAACCGAACACAAUCUGAGCCUGAUUCUUUGGCGGCUGCUUUAUCAUACCGCGACCGAGCUAAGGAAAGACGACAAAAAUAUGGUGAAAGUGAUCCACCACCACCCAAUCGCAGUCGCGAACGUUUCGAAACCGAAAUAUCAAAAAUGAGUUCGCGAAGCUCCGAAACUACACCUGCUUUGCCAAUCGGUUCUAAUAAUGUUGGUAACCGUUUAUUACAGAAAAUGGGCUGGUGCGAAGGGCAAGGGCUAGGACGUAAAAAUCAAGGACGUACUAGUAUUAUUGAAGCGGAUGCACGUAAUAGCACAGCCGGUUUAGGUACAAAAGGUGGCGGCAUUGGCCCUGGUGACGACUACAAAACGUAUAUUAAGAAAAUGAUGAAGUCACGCUAUGAAUCUGUGUGAUGUUCUAUAUAGCAUGUUUACAAAUGGUUGAGUUAUUCUCUAAGAAUGAGAUUUUUAGUUGUAGAUAUAUAUAUAUAUUUUUUUUUAAUUCCCUUUUUACGUAUAUAGAACGUAAAUUUCUUCCUUUCCAGUCUUUUCUAGUACAUUUCUAAAUAAUUUUUAACAUCAGAAAAUAUUUCACAAUAAACUAUUAAGAACAACA
Molecule: messenger RNA, 3321 nt
Organism: Glossina fuscipes
Lineage: Eukaryota; Metazoa; Arthropoda; Insecta; Diptera; Glossinidae
Product: RNA-binding protein 5-like
Exons: 13
Coding region: 198-3119 (973 amino acids)
Biological process (GO): mRNA splicing, via spliceosome
Cellular component (GO): nucleus
Molecular function (GO): RNA binding
Source: RefSeq, a predicted model, not a curated record